Recurvomyces mirabilis is the source of this 1026-nucleotide messenger RNA. RefSeq lists its product as uncharacterized. The record is from RefSeq and is a predicted model, not a curated record. The transcript has a single exon. Bases 1 to 1026 code for a protein of 341 amino acids. Lineage: Eukaryota; Fungi; Ascomycota; Dothideomycetes; Mycosphaerellales; Teratosphaeriaceae.
AUGAAGUUCGCCGGAGCCGCCAUCACGGUCCUGGCCUUUGCCUCCAGCCAGGCCGCCGCCGUCCAAGACCACUCCCAGAUCGCCAAGCUCUCCAGCGUCGCCCACUGCGGUGUCGUCGGCGAGAAGUGCCACGAAGGCCGGUCUGCCGCCGCCGCCGUCGCUCGUGCCCUGACUGAGCACAAGGACGCCCCUCCCGCCUCCGGCAUCAGCGCUUUCUGCAGUGUCGAGGGCACCAAGGGUUGCAACCAGAAAUGGGCGGCUGUCGACAAGAUCGGCGCCGCGGCUGCCAAGGCCCAUGGCGAGAUCUCUCGUCGUGAGGCUGCUGCUGAGGCCGACGCGCGCCGUGGCGGUAACAUCAACUUCUGUGGUGUCCCCGGUGAAGCUUGCUCCGAUAAGCGUGAUGCCAACCCCGGCAGUGGAGGCCGCAUCAACUUCUGCGGUGUGCCCGGUGAGGCUUGCUCCGACAAGCGCGACGCUUUCCCUCGCCGUGGAGGCCAAAUCAACUUCUGUGGUGUCCCAGGCGAAGCCUGCUCCGACAAGCGUGACGCCGCUCCAGGCCGUGGCGGCCGCAUCAACUUCUGCGGUGUCCCAGGCGAGGCCUGCUCCGACAAGCGUGGCGUCGAGGAGGCUCAAGCCGCGAUCCGCAAGUACGACCCUUCGAUCGAGAAGGAGGAGUGCCACCAGGACGGUCAGCCCUGCAACUUGAUCCUGAAGGCCCACCAGGCUUUCAACGAGGUCAAGGCCCGUUCCGCUGAGGCUCGUCGUGGUGGCCAGAUCAACUUCUGUGGUGUUCCCGGCGAGGCUUGCUCCGACAAGCGUGAUGCUCAACUCCUUGCUCACGAGCAAGAGGGUGGUUCUGAGCUAACUCAUGCCCACCUCGUCGCAUUCGGUGCCAACACUGAGAAGAUUAAGGCUGCUGAGAAGGAGUGCAAUGGUCCCAAUGGUGCUUGCACUCACGCUCGUCGCGCUGUCGAUGAGCUUGAGGCUGCUAUCAAGGAGGGUGUGCAGUCUGUCUACACCUUGUAG